This is a messenger RNA of Coffea eugenioides, 1092 nucleotides long. RefSeq names its product pectinesterase inhibitor 10-like. The transcript has a single exon. NCBI's taxonomy places the organism in Eukaryota, Viridiplantae, Streptophyta, Magnoliopsida, Gentianales, Rubiaceae. The record is from RefSeq and is a predicted model, not a curated record. Bases 384 to 872 code for a protein of 162 amino acids.
UCCACUCCAUUUCCUCCAAUCUCACGUCUCCUCGGAAAUCACAAAUCUAGGAGGACUAUUUAUAUUUAAAUCAAACAUCUUCUUCAUCGCCCUUCCAUCCACCCCCCCGCGUUCUUCUCCUCAUCCCACUGCCGUCUCUCUCUAUCUCCCUCCUUCCCUCCCUGCCUCCGUCCCAUACGCUCACACUCCUUUGUCAACCCCUUUUACUUCUCCAGAUCUUUACAGUCCCAGAAAUUAACUAGAUCUCAUACGAAACCAAAACAAAACUCCACCCAUCAUUCCCGUUUCCUCACUCAAUUGUACUUGGGUCUCCUUUUUAUUACUUGUACUUUCUGCAGAUCUUCCAGCAAAAAGCGGUUUGUAAAUCAGUCAAUCAAUCAACAAUGUCCACAUUCCACAUUUUCACCCUCGCUCUUCUCGUACUGCUCUUCAACUCCCCACUCUCUUUCUCUGUAGAUCCGCCGCAAACUUCACCCAGCCCGUCGCCAGACCACGGUGCUGACGUCCCAAGUCUGGAGCCCAAGAAAUCACCGUCGCCGUCUGUGAACUCCCCUCCUGCCCCACCGCCAGAUUUGGCUCCGGAGUCUUCCCCUUCGCCUGCUCCCACUCCGGCUAAUUCUACUGAGCCCUUGAAGAAGUCUCCUGCACCGUCGCCGUCUGAGGCCGGCGAUGUUAGUCACGCCGACUCGAGUGAUAUAGAGGCGGAAGGCGAGUCGUCGGAAGGAAUGAGUCGGGGCAAGAAGGCCGGGAUUGCCAUCGGAGUAGCCGCCGGAGUUUGCAUCGUCGGGAUCGGAGCAUUGGUUUACAAGAAGCGCCAGCAGAAUAUCCAGCGGGCGCAGUUUGGGUACGCCGCCCGGCGGGAACUUCUGUAGGACUCAAGUACUACUAGUAAUAAAAAAAAAAUUACAUAUAUAGAUACAGAUUCUAUAUCUAUAUAGAGAUACAGUCUAGACUACUAAUACUUAAUGGCUGGUAGAUUUUGUGGCAUUUAAGUUGAGAGAGAUUUAUUUUGAUUGGGAGGCCACAUGAUUUGUUUGAUUCUUUACUUUGCUCGUAAUAAAAACUUUCUUGUGCUAGAAAUUGAUUUUUUUU